Phyllostomus discolor (pale spear-nosed bat) is the source of this 3945-nucleotide messenger RNA. It is a transcript of the gene SH2B2, whose product is annotated as SH2B adaptor protein 2. Gene Ontology annotation, molecular function: transmembrane receptor protein tyrosine kinase adaptor activity. Bases 1829 to 3769 code for a protein of 646 amino acids. The record is from RefSeq and is a predicted model, not a curated record. NCBI's taxonomy places the organism in Eukaryota, Metazoa, Chordata, Mammalia, Chiroptera, Phyllostomidae. Gene Ontology annotation, cellular component: plasma membrane. The transcript is spliced from 9 exons. Gene Ontology annotation, biological process: antigen receptor-mediated signaling pathway; intracellular signal transduction.
CCCCGGGGCCGCCCCGCUCACACCAGUGAUGACAGCACCCCCACCCCCUGCUUAUUCAGCCGCUUCUAAUCACUUAGACUUCCCUAGAGAAUCCCCCGAGGAAACUGCCCUUGCCCUCUGCCCAAGAGUUCCAGGGGUCCCAGGUCCCCAUGGGCCCCCUUAAAAGAAUGUCUCUGCCACUUCAGGCCUCCUAGGCCCAGAAAGUCCCAAGGCCUGGCCAGGCUGGGCCCCGUCUCAGCCAGUGCCCCGUCUGGGCCCUCCCCCCAGCCUGACCACCAGCUCCGAUGGCAGAGGUGCCGAGACUCUGACUUCCCACUGUCUCUGGCCAUGGUUAAUCCAGCUGGGAUCCCCUGGCCUCUCUGUGCUGGGCUCUGGGAUCCCCUAGGGCUCCCCGAGGACCCACCACCACCUCCAAGAGAUAAAGGACCCUUCCUUGCAGGCCAGUAGCCUUUGAGUCCAUCCCCCCAGCCUGCCUUUGUCACAUUCCACCCCACCCCCGAGGAGCCCCAGAGGGCGUGAGUUUCUGUUGCCCACUCCCUGCCCCCAGACCACUAUGAUUUUUGCUUUAUUCUUUAGCAAGGUAUUCUGGCCUCCAGGCGAGGAGGCUCUGGUGAGCACCCCGUGCCACGGGCUCUUCAGACCCACGGGCUGGUCUGAGCGUCCAGGUGCUCCUUGGCCAAGCAGAACAUCUCAGCACACCGCCUCGGGGCCACAGGCAGACCUUCCUAAAUUCGGUUUGCGCUUGCACGUUCAGCUUUGCACGCUUUGAAUAAACACACGGUUGCAACCACACUGGUGCUAGCGCCCUGUGACUGGGGCUGCGGGAGGCUGGUGGGCGCCUGCAGCAGCGCACACGAGGAGCUGGGGCUCUGCCGACAUGGGGCGUGGCCCCUGGCACACAGCCAGUCUCUGCCCCUUCUUCCAUCCAGGAAUCCCACAGCUGGGUCCAGAGCUUUGCUGAAACCUGAACCCAGUGUCUCGGUUCUCGUGGGCAGACCAGCAACCCAAUCAGAAAGAGAAAUCCAUUCGUUCUUUGAAAGACCCAUCAGACUGUGGUUGAAUGUGUGACGUGUGUUGGAUGUGACGUCAGCUCCUGGGGAAUCCCUGCUUCUGUCUGGGUGCCCUGGAGCUGUGCUCUCCCGUCACGCCCUGUCUGUCUGUCUGUCUGUCUGUGUCCCUUCCCUUGGGGCCCUGCUUACCAGGCACUGUGGAGUCCAUGCCCACCAAGCCCCGAGUGCCAGCCUUGCAUAGGGGCACCUCUGAGCCAUAGAUUCCAGGCUGCCUGGCCCCCAGCCCAGCCCCACCCAUGCGGAUACCCACCCACCCAGACAAGGAGCUUCCUCUUAGUCGGUGGUGGCUGGCAUUCCCUCACUGGCCAGGUGGCCUGAAACUCUGGCCCCAUACCCAGCUCCCCCCCUGCAGCCCACCUAGGCAGAGUCCUCCGUGCUAAUCCCUGUCUCAGCCCUAAACACUCUAGAGUUUGUGCAUCCAGAGGGCCCCCUUUGGGGGCAUCCCAUCCCCACCCCCCUCAUCAUCUGCCCCAUCACAACUUCCUCCAAGACCUCAGAGCCUCCUGCCCUCAGGGACACCAGAUAAAACGAUCCUCCCGACCCUCAUUCCCAUUCCCAGGACAAAUGUGCUCUUGACUAAUCAGCCCCUCCCCUCCUCACUACCCCUCCCAACCCUAGUCACUUCCACUUCUCCCACUAGUUCCUCCUCCUCUGUCAGAGUCACUAAACAGCUUGCUCCUCCUCACUUCCUCCUCCCUGGGGAUCAGACUUACCGGCUGCGUUCCCAGGGUUCCGUUCCCCAGGACCCUCUCUGGCCAAUGACAGCCCAUCAGUGGACCUCAGCCUACUACUCGGGACCAGCUGCAGAGGGCUGCGAUGGGACGGAAGCCAUGAAUGGUGCCGCCUCCGGCCCCGCCGCUGCCUCCGCCACCCCAGUCCCGGACUGGCGGCAGUUCUGUGAGCUGCAUGCGCAGGCUGCCGCUGUGGACUUCGCGCACAAGUUCUGCCGCUUCCUGCGGGACAACCCGGCCUACGACACACCGGACGCCGGGGCCUCCUUCUCCCGCCACUUUGCCAGCAACUUCCUGGACGUAUUCAGCGAGGAGGUGCGCCGCAUGCUGGUGGCCGGAGUGGCUGAGCACCCUGAUGCUAUGGAGCCGGAGCCAGUGGCGCUCAAGGCGGCCUCAUGCAGCCACUCUCGGAGCUCCGAGGACGUGUCGGCCCAAGCGGCAGCCAAGGCUCGCGUCCGCAAGGGCUUCUCACUGCGCAACAUGAGCCUGUGCGUGGUGGACGGCAUGCGCGACAUAUGGCACCGGCGCGCCUCUCCCGAGCCUGACGCCACCCCACGUGCCACCGAGCCGCCGGCUGAGCCACGUGACAAGUGGACUCGGCGCUUGCGGCUGUCACGGACGCUGGCGGCCAAGGUGGAGCUGGUGGACAUCCAGCGCGAGGGUGCACUGCGCUUCAUGGUGGCGGAUGAUGCGGCCACAGGCCCGGGGGGCGCCGCCCAGUGGCAGAAGUGCCGCCUGCUCCUGCGCAGGGCUGUGGCAGGCGAGCGCUUCCGCCUAGAGUUCUUCGUGCCACCCAAGGCCUCCAGGCCCAAGGUCAGCAUCCCCCUCUCAGCCAUUAUCGAGGUCCGCACCACCAUGCCCCUGGAGAUGCCGGAGAAGGACAACACGUUUGUGCUCAAGGUGGAGAAUGGAGCAGAGUACAUCCUGGAGACCAUCGACUCCCUGCAGAAGCACUCGUGGGUGGCCGACAUCCAGGGCUGCGUGGAUCCCGGGGACAGCGAGGAAGACACAGAGCUCUCCUGCGCCCGGGGGGGCUGUCUGGCCAGCCGAGUAGCCUCCUGCAGCUGUGAGCUCCUCACCGAGGUGGACCUGCCCCGGCCCUCAGAGACAACGGCAGCUGUGGUGACGGCCCCACACAGCCGAGCUCGAGACGCCAUCAGUGAGUCCCUAGUCCACGUCCCACUGGAGUCCUUCCUGGAGACCCUGGAAUCCCCGGGCGGCAGCGGUGGCGACGGCAAUAACACAGGGGAGGAGGGAGCGGAGCCUGAGCCCGAAGAGGCACCGGAGCUGGAGCUCGCUGACUACCCCUGGUUCCACGGGACCCUGUCCAGGGUCAGGGCGGCACAGCUGGUGCUGGCAGGCGGGUCCCGCAGCCAUGGCCUCUUCGUGAUCCGCCAGAGUGAGACUCGGCCUGGGGAGUACGUGCUGACUUUCAACUUCCAAGGCAAGGCCAAGCACUUGCGCCUGUCCCUGAAUGGCCACGGGCAGUGCCACGUGCAGCACCUGUGGUUCCAGUCCGUGCUCGACAUGCUGCGGCACUUCCACACCCACCCCAUCCCACUGGAGUCCGGCGGCUCGGCAGACAUCACCCUGCGCAGCUACGUGCGGGCCCAGGGCCCCGCACCCGAGCCGGGGCCCUCGCCCAGCGCCGUGCCUGCGCCCCCCGCCUGUUGGAACGAGCCGGCAGGCCAGCAUUACUUCGCCAGCCUCGCUGCCACCUGCCCGCCUGCCUCGCCCUCGGAGGCCGGUGGCGCCUCGUCCUCCUCCGCCUCGUCAUCCUCAGCUUCAUCCCUGCCCGCUGCCCCGCGCGCCGCCGCGGAGGGCCCGCCGAGCGCGCGCAGCCGCAGCAACAGCGCGGAGCGGCUGCUGGAGGCGGCGAGCGCUGCAGAGGAGGCCCCUGAGGCCGCGCCCGGCGAUGGAUCGCGCGGCCGCACGCGUGCGGUGGAGAACCAGUACUCCUUCUACUAGCCCGGUGGCGCGGGCGGCGCCCAGACCCUGGGGCCCCCCGGACCCGCUCGCCACCGCCCCCCUGUGUCCAUCCGUCCAGCGGACCCUGUCGGCCCCAGUCUGGGCGCUGGGCGGGAAAAGCGAAGCUCUUCAAUGAAGACAUAAAUGUUAUUAAAGAGCCUGUUUUAGGGACUGCA